GGGCGGAGAGUUUCCAUAAAGCACCAGAGAACAACUACUUUACAUCAUCUUAUUCUCUCGUGUUUGUAGAAGUUUCUGUGCAUUUUGAGGAGCACACAGAUAUGGUGGUGCUGAGGUUGGUCGUGCUACUGCAGGGGCUGCUUCUCGCAGCACGAUGUGAGGUCAGAGCCAGAGACCCAGAGGUAGAAGAGGACGAUGAGCUGAAGGACAUGUCUGAGGGUCGUGGAUGGGACCAUAGAGUUCCACUGGUUGGGUUAGGAGCACCUCAUCAUGGUCAAGGACUAAACAGGCAGAGCCCUGAUGUCUAUGCAUCUGUCCACCAUCCAGUUGGUCAUGGACACCAUGAUCCCACUCAUGGACAUCUUUCUCCAGACAUGCCCAAGGGAACAGUGGACCCAUCCAUUGCAACUAAGACCAAGGACUCUUUACCUCGCACUGGGAAUUGGUGUGCGUUUGUUCACAAGCAUGCUGUUACUGUGGCAGUAUCCUGUGGAACUGAGAAGUACAUCAUUAAGUACCUGAGCCCCUGUCCUAAUGGCAUCCCCGACUGUCAGCUAGUCAUGUACAAGCUGUCCACUCGGCCAGUGUACAGGCAGAAGGAAAAAAUCUACACUUCACUGCAGUGGCGAUGCUGCCCUGGGCAUGCUGGGGAAAACUGUGAGGAGACAGUCACAGACGGCCAUGUCUCUGAAUCUGAAGACCCCACUGUGGCAGACACUGAACAUCCGGGGAGACAUGAAGCAACAGACAUAGGAUAUAACAAACUAACUCAGGAGAACAGAGAGCAGAGUGAUUACCAAAUGUUUGGCGGUCCACUCUAUGAAACUCAACAAUCUGAUGUAGAGAAUCAAACUGCAGCAGAGCCCAUCGAUUACUAUGAGCACAGCCAUCAUUCUGUCCGUGAACGGCGUAACAAUCAACACUUUGAGAGGAGAGAUCCUCAUGCUGUAAAUGAAGGUGUUCCUCACCCUGAAGUACCUUCUCAUCACCAUGGGCUCCUACAAAUUUUGAAAGAGGCUGUGAUGUCUCAGCUACAACCUGUGUUGGAGAAUUUCAAUCUAACCCUGGAACGGCUUUUUCAGGAGGUGCAGGGUUUGCAGCGGGACAUGGACCAACUUCGACAUGAUCAGGGGCGGGCCGCGGAGCCUCUAGAGGUUGGUGGUGAGGAGCACAAUCCACAGGAGGCUGUUGAGGCAGAGUUGAGGGAGAGUUUCCAGAAGCUGGAGGAGGCAAAAGCUCAGUUUCGCGACUACCGCAAUGAGAUAGAAGCAAGGCUCCACGCACAGCAAACCAUGCUGCACUACAAUCUGACCAAUUUCAAGACAGCCAUGGAUGUCAAAAUUAAGCGUAACCAGAAGAUGAUACAGGUGAAUCUCCACUCUCUAAACACAUCGAUGUCAGAAGUGCAGCAGGAGCAAGAGAGGCUGGACAAGGAACUACAGAAGAUUUGCAACGAAAAGACCGAUCCUGCACAGAGUCAGUCUUAUGAGAGCACAGCUGUUUGGGAGGCCAUCACACGUCUGGACAACAAAGUCAUCAACAACACAGUGAGACUUAGUGGCUUGACUGAAGGCCAAGAACAAGUGACUGAAAACAUUAAGGACCUCCAGAAUGGUUGGGGAGAUCUGGAUGAGAAAAUAGUCCAGACUGGCCUCAAAAGCCAGGUUCAGUUCAUGGAGACAGUUUUAGAGGUGGAGGCAGCCAAGGUAGCAGUUCUUGACCGCAUUAAUGAGCUGAGCAGCAACAUCAGUGUUCUCCAGACCACUAUGCAGGAGAUGGAGUCUGAUGUCGACCAUCUCUUUACAGUGUUCCACAAGAAUAUAAGUUCAGCAAGUGGGGAUUGUGACUGUGCCGCUCUUGGAGUAUCUGUGACCGAACUGGAACAAACUGUAGCUAACGUGAUGGAGAUAGCGAAUGAAAAUAAGUUGGCCCGUGAGAGUGAGGCACAGGAGAUGUUGGACAAUGGUGCUUGGAUUCCAUCUGUGGAAGAUUUGAAACUAGGGUUACUAAAUGUGCAAAAGUCCCUUGCAUUUGAACAGGAAAAGAGCAGAAUGUUACAGCACAAUGUGACCCAGCUCCAAGCCUCUCUGCUAGGCAGCCAGCAGGACAUCGAAACACUCCAGGAGCAGAACAGGACCGAAGUCAAGAAAAUCCAGCAAUUAGAUAGCGUUUUCAAAACCUUGCUUGAGGACACUAUUCGUCACUCGGAGGUACUGGAGUUUUUGCUGGAGGAAGAUGUGUUGGAGUUUAUAGCAUUAUCUAGUGAGGACAAAAGAAGUUUCUCUGUUCCAGAAUUGAGGAAAAGCAUCAGAGAUAUGCAAGAGCAGAUCAAUGGACACAGUCGCAGCUUGGCCUCAAUGCUGAACUCUGCUACCACCCAGGUGGCGGCAGCAGAUGAGCCCUCAGUGCUUCCAGACUGGGUCUCGGUGGGCACCAAAAGGAGACAUGGGGAAGAAAGGUUCGUCUUGUCCGAGGAACUGCCAGAGUACUCUGAUAAUGACUUCUGGACUUUAGAGAAAAUGGUGAAAGAACUUGGAGCUCACAUUAAACAGCUCGAGGUAAAUCGCUGUUCUUCUUGUUGCAACUGUACUAAAACUUCUGCCUCUGGUGGUGUGGAGGGGAAAUUGCAGUCCAAUGUGGAUGCUUUGCGGAAGGACCUGGAGACCCAUCUUGGAGUUUUUAACAGCAUUUUCAGUAAUACAGAGGGACUUACUGGCUCUGAGCUGUCUGUGGAUUUGAAUAAAUUGUCAGCAUUGAUGAAGAGAAAGGAAGCAAAACAACAGAACAGGAGACAAAAGAAGAGAGCAGAUAACAGAGCUGUUCAAACAGGAGAACGAAUCAAUUACCGCAGCAGGAGGGAUGCAUCACUGGAGUCCGCAGUGCUUCGUCAGCUCCCGGAUAGUCCAAUUAUGUUCUUGGCCAGCACUGCUGAAGGUACUAAUGGAUCUGGCACUAUACUUUUUGAAAGUGUGACCCUAAAUCAUGGACACUUAUACUCGCCAAAAACAGGCAUAUUUCGUGCUCCUACUUCUGGUGCUUACCUCUUUGUGGUGACACUGGACUUUGGACCAGGCCCAUCUCUGGCUCAGUUAAAGAGAGGUGGAGCGGUAGCUGCAUCCUUGCGGCAGAACCCGAGGAAGUUGGGUGCACCUGCAACACGUGUCUGUAUCCUGCAGAUGGAGCAAGGAGAGGAACUCCGUCUAGAGCUGCUUCAGGGUACUAUAGAACGCAACAACCCACAAGAUAACACGUUUGCAGGUCUACUAAUGCUGCAGACCACCUGAGAACAUGCUCCAAUCUAAAGGUGCUAGAAGAUGGUAGGAUUACAAAAUAGAAAAGAAAAAAAAAUAAUCACUUUUAUUUUUUUGCAAUGCCAACCACUUUCUCUUUCAGGACAAAGUAACAGCUUAUGUUAUUAGUAACUGUGAUAGGUUAUUGUUUUCAAGGAGUAAGGUUUAGAUGAUGUGUCCCUAUGUGGUGGACUAAAAAAAGUCUUGAAUUUGGCUUCAAUGUGACAACUACAUGAUAUUCCAGAA
This is a messenger RNA of Carassius gibelio (silver crucian carp), 3536 nucleotides long. Its product is annotated as multimerin-2-like. NCBI's taxonomy places the organism in Eukaryota, Metazoa, Chordata, Actinopteri, Cypriniformes, Cyprinidae. The transcript has 8 exons. The record is from RefSeq and is a predicted model, not a curated record. Gene Ontology annotation, molecular function: protein binding. The coding region runs from base 102 to 3284 and encodes 1060 amino acids.